Mauremys mutica (yellowpond turtle) is the source of this 4237-nucleotide messenger RNA. RefSeq names its product solute carrier family 66 member 2 (gene SLC66A2). Bases 282 to 1097 code for a protein of 271 amino acids. Gene Ontology annotation, cellular component: endosome; trans-Golgi network. Lineage: Eukaryota; Metazoa; Chordata; Testudines; Geoemydidae. The record is from RefSeq and is a predicted model, not a curated record. Gene Ontology annotation, biological process: phospholipid translocation; retrograde transport, endosome to Golgi. The transcript has 6 exons.
CUGGGCAGCAGCGGCAGGAGCUGCGGGAGCAGCACCCAGAGAUGUGUGGCCCUGGAGGGACCACAGGGGCCCGGCGCUGGUGACCACCCCCAGACGCGUCACUAGUGCUCUGGAGGGGGACAGACGCACGGUUACGGCUGUGCAAGGAAUGAGGGAAGCAUGGCAAUACAUUGCACUGGCAGGACUGUGUAUGACUAAAAUCAACUAAGUCCGAAGAAACAGUGAAAGGGAAUCCCUUGUCAGUGGUUGCCCUGGUGCUGCACACCUUUGUUUUGCCUGGCAUGGAGGCAGAUGGCUUGGAGUGGCUGGUGGUUCCAAUGCACCAGCUGGUUUCCUGGAGUGCAGCUGGUGCAAUGGUAUUUGGAGGUGUGGUGCCAUACAUCCCCCAGUACAGAGACAUCAAAAGGACACAGAAUGCAGAGGGCUUUUCAACCUAUGUGUGUCUAGUAUUAUUAGUAGCAAAUAUUUUGAGAAUACUCUUUUGGUUUGGCAGGCAUUUUGAGUCCCCUCUUCUGUGGCAAAGCAUUAUCAUGAUCAUUACUAUGUUACUGAUGCUGAAACUAUGCACUGAAGUACGUGUGUCAAAUGAACUGAACAUAAAACGUCGCUCCUUUUCAGCUGCAGAUAGUAAAGAUGAAGAAAUCAAAGCACCUCCCAAGAGAUCCUAUCUGGAUUUUGACUUGAACUAUUUUUGGCACUGGAGCAAGUUUACAGACUAUGUGCAGUGUGUUCUGACUUUCACGGGGGUGACAGGAUACAUCACUUACCUCUCUCUCGACUCCUUUCUCUUCGUGGAAACACUGGGCUUCCUGGCUGUAUUCACUGAGGCCAUGUUAGGCGUUCCGCAGCUUUACCGUAACUAUCAGAACAGAUCGACCGACGGAAUGAGUGUCAAGAUGGUGCUGAUGUGGACCAGCGGCGAUACCUUCAAGACUGUUUACUUUAUCCUGAACCAGGCUCCUUUCCAGUUCUCCAUUUGUGGCCUGCUCCAGGUCUUUGUGGACAUGGCCAUCCUGCUACAGGUUUACUUUUACAGCUACUACCCUCAAAAGCCAGCAUCACACACUGCACACCCAGCCAGCACAAAGGCACUCUGAAGCACAUGGUGGAGAUGGCUACAGGUCAACAGUGUUGUGAAGUCUGCCUGUGCAGCUUUUCCUUCCACUUGUAAAUACUGUACUAUUUUGAUGAGUUGAAAACGAGAGAAGAAUGCUCGGCAACAUAAGAAGUUUGGUAUUUUUAAUGGUUUGCUUCUGUUUGGUUUCAGAUUCAUUGUAUAGAAUUUGUUUUUCUGGGGGUGGGGUGUGGACAGUGUUUAUUUUUUUGCAUACUUACCUAUGAGCCUUAUAAAUUCACGUGUGUGUGUGUGUAUGUAUGUUUGUACGUAUAAUUGCAAGGGCUGGAUGUUUGUGUUUUUAAUGCUAUUUAAAGAAAUGUUAAACCACAGAGACGAUCGAAUAUUUUAUCUGAAGCUUUUACCUAUUUAUAUAAAGUGUGUACUUUGGAAGUAAGUUUGGAAUAUUGGAGUUAAAUAUUUCAGUGAUGUAUGAAGACACCAUCAAAGUUUCAAAAAGGUUGGGUGCAGUGGAUCAGAAAGGUGGGCAGGGGGAAAGGGACUGAGAAGGGAUGGUGAACAAUCUAAAGUAAACCAAUAAUAGCCAGUAUAAAACGUAAAUGUACUGUGUGUGCACACACUCACACUGCUGGAUCAGUGUGGCACUGAAUAGAUCAAGGUGAGGGAUGGUUAUGGUGUGGAUGAUGCUAUGGCCACAUCUAAACUAGACAUAGCUAGUUACCGGGUGGGAUGAAGAGAGAAUUUAAGAGGAGGGGAGAGGGAGUCUAACAUAACUAAGUAGUCUUGCUUUGAAGCAGCUGCGUUCAGGAACAGAAUGGGGCCCUGCAUGAUUAGGGGUGCACAACUGGGUGUGUGACAGAGACUCUGGGUGGGUUGUUGGGAUGCCUACAGCAGUGCUGAAUGGGGCCAGUAGGCAGGCAUUGCCAGGAGUACUAGUGAAUAAUUACUAGGCAGUGGUUGAGAAAUUGGGAAAAGCAGGAAUAAAGAUGUCAAUGAAAAUGGAUUACUAAGGUUUGGAGUGGAGAACAGUUUGUGUGGGAGAAGUAAAGCAGUAAUCUAGAGAGCAGGGUCUGCUUUCUAAAAAUGUGGUUAGUUAACUAUUGUGAUUCACAUUAGUAUUAUUGACUGCCAAGUGACACCAGUUUGUGUGCUGGGAUAUUUCUUGUGUUAGCCAAUCAUGCAAAUGCUACAAAAGAACAGGUGUGAAGAUAAGUAUAAUUGUUUUUCUGCUAUUCAAGAUCUUCCAGGCUGAUUACUUUUAGAAAGCUAGAUAGAAGCUGGAAGGGAAAGUGAGAAGGCCCGAGGGGCAUAUAAUGUUAUGUAUAAUCUAAAUCGUAUAUAAUUGUAUGUUUGCCAACAUCAGUCAUUGUGCCCUUUCUGAGAAUUGGCACUUCUCUGGAAAUGUUAAGUGGAUACAGAUUUAAUGUUCUGUUUUCAAGCCCUUUGGCUUCAGCCAGUUGCCACGAUGAGCCUAGCUUGACCUGUAGGAGAUGAAUACAGAUUGAUUACUGAGUCCCAGAAACAGUUGUCUGUGUUGCCUUCUUCUUUGAGACUCAGUCUUUCCUACCAGAUAAAUGCUGCCUUCCUGCAGACACUGGUGUUUAGGGCAGUGCUAGAUUUCCAGUGAGACAUUUUUGUUUUCUGAGAACAUUCCAAAAAGAUACAUUAUCUUAAAUAAGGCAGCAAGUCUGGGAUAUCACAUCUUCAGUUUUCAAUCAGGUAUUUGGCUCUACCAUGCUUUAGGUGUGGACCAUCUUUAAUGUGGGGUGGCCAUUUUCUUGUGAAGAGUAAAAGCAUGUAGUCACAAUGCAGUAAAGUCUAUCAGGAAUGUUUAUUUUAGGAUAAUUGACACCAAGUUGUCCUUUGCUGUUGUGCUUUGGUUUCCUUGUUUCUGAAUUCUUAAUCUCUCAGUCUAAAAUAAAUCCCAAACUGGCUGGUUUGACUGCUGGAAUCCCACUCCCCAUGCAUUUCUUGGAGGUGAUGUCCUCUGCUUCUGAGCCAAACCCUGUCCCAUUGGCAAAAUUCUCAUUAUCUUCAAUGGGGUCAGGAUUUGGCUGUAUGGGUGUGGCAUGAUCCAAGCACAGUAUUGCAUUUGUGCACCCUAAGCCUCUGGUUUUUAUGGAGCAGCCUCUGAGCUGAUCAUGUUCUCCCUUCAGGAUGGCUGGGUGGUGAGCACUGCCCUGGCAGCUGGAUGUAGAGGAGAUUGGUACAUCCCCGAGUAACACAUAGGACCUGCCCUGGUCUUUGGUGUCUGCAGGGGACUACCUGGGCCACUGGCAAAUCUACACAAAUAAACCAAAACUCAGGAAAAUUGUUCAAUCUGAGGGCCUGGCAUAGAGUGCUAUGGUCAAACUCUUGACUCCAUGCUUUUUGUUUGACACCAUACUCUUUUAUGCCUGAAGUGACCUUACAAAGAAAAUGUAUGUGGCAUGGCAGACUAUGAAUGUUUUACUCCUCUCCCUUUCUCAAAUGUUCUCGUUGUGUUAAAAGAACAUCUGGGCUUUUCUCUUUUUAAUUAAAAACGUAACGACUGUCCUCUCUGGUGUAUGCUGCUUCAAUGAGGAUUGUAUUUCUACUUGUAUGCAAACACUUUCUCACAUAUUUUAAUGGUUUGGUUUUUUAAUAUCUUGUAGUACUAAGAUUUUUGUACCUGAUGGUCUUUUUUUCUAUUAUUGUAUGAAACAGGGGUGUAAUAGCUAAAUGGCUGCUAAGGUCUCUUGGCUUUGUGUAACAGGUAUUACUGAAGAUAAAAUGAACAUGUUUUUUCCUUUCUUCUUUUGGGACUCUUUGGUCUGCAGAUUCUUAACAGUCUGCCGUCACUACCAAAAACAGUAUGCUCGAUGAACAUGUUUCUUUCAUACCAGAGCUGCAAAUGCUGGAAGAGAAACCAGUGGACUAAUGUCUAAAGUCAUUUUCUAUUUAGAGCAUUGGAAAAGCUGGGAUACAUGGCUAGGAACUCUCUUGAACUUCAUCUUGAAAGAUGCUUUAAAAGCAAAGUUACAGAACUUUUUAUACAUAAGGAAUUAUCUGUAGCAGUGAUCACUUCAGAGAAUUAAGAAAUCAAUUACUUUAAAUACUUAUUUGUUGAAUGUAUGGUACAUUUCAUGGAGCUCGUUCUCUAUCAAUUGCAGUGAUUUAAAAACAAUUAAAUAAAUCAAUCAA